Caenorhabditis sp. 36 PRJEB53466 is the source of this 507-nucleotide messenger RNA. The record is from the annotation of a GenBank genome assembly. NCBI's taxonomy places the organism in Eukaryota, Metazoa, Nematoda, Chromadorea, Rhabditida, Rhabditidae.
AUGCUCCGUGUUUUUCGACGUCUUCCAGUUCAAAGAUGUCUUUGCACUGUUCCGCCGAAAAAUCCCAACAUUCACCGUACAAAAGAUCAGCGAGAUGUGACGUAAGAGACUGUUAUCCAAAAAAAAUAACGUAAUUGAGCAGUUGUUUGAAGAAAUAUGGAUUUGCUCGAGGAGCGAAUUCGUCAAAACACUGUCAAGAACCGUGAAAUCGAAGUCGAAGGUCAAAAAAUACAAUGGGCGUACAGAUCCGAGGUGAACAGCAUCUUCUAUAUCACUUUCAAUCGCAGCUCAUUCUUUCAGCUUGUCGGUCGCCAUGGUCUAGACAAGAAUCAUCGGAACACGUGGAUCGCCUAUCUCGUAAUCAUCUUUGUCGGAUUCGGUGCCUUCGUAGCUGUCAAAUCGCAAGUUGUGAUGGGGCGGCGACAAGAAAUGGACGCCCGUGAAGCACUGCGAAAGGAAUUGCAGUUGAGCGGCGACGCCCGGAAAAAGAUUGCAAUUGUCAAUUGA